This is a messenger RNA of Eremothecium sinecaudum, 690 nucleotides long. RefSeq names its product phosphoglycerate mutase. The record is from RefSeq and is a predicted model, not a curated record. The coding region runs from base 1 to 690 and encodes 229 amino acids. Gene Ontology annotation, molecular function: fructose-2,6-bisphosphate 2-phosphatase activity. Gene Ontology annotation, cellular component: cytosol. The transcript has a single exon. Gene Ontology annotation, biological process: fructose 2,6-bisphosphate metabolic process; positive regulation of DNA repair; fructose 1,6-bisphosphate metabolic process. Lineage: Eukaryota; Fungi; Ascomycota; Saccharomycetes; Saccharomycetales; Saccharomycetaceae.
AUGACGAAAGUAAUACCGCCUUAUAGUAUGAAUUGCGAUGGAGAUAUCUUGCGAAUCUUCAUCAUUCGGCAUGGACAGACAAAUGAAAACGUACAAAAGAUUUUGCAAGGACAUAAGGACACAUUAUUGAACGAUACUGGCUUCGAACAAGCUGAUAAAUUAGGUCAAUAUCUAAAGGAUCAAAACAUUAGUUUCGAGCGGGUAUUCUGUAGUGACUUGAAGCGCUGUCAGCAAACCAUAAAUCGAGUUCUUAGUCACUUCAGCGAGCAGUCUCGGCCGGAAAUCGAGCUUACCAAGGAAUUGCGGGAGCGCUUCAUGGGUGAGAUUGAGGGUAUGUAUCUCUCUGAUGCAGAGCUCUUUGCCAAAAAACACGAAAAGGCCUCCUUCAGGGAGUUCGGGGAAAAGAUGGAGGAUUUUGAUGUUAGAGUUUCCGGGAAACUGUCGCAAAUAGCCACCAGCAGUCAAAACCUGAAGAAUGUUGCUCUCAUUAGCCAUGGCGGCACUAUUCGCCAAAUUCUAAAGCACCUGAACUUAGAAGGAUCUCAGUAUCAGCGACUAAUCGUCUUCAACACGUCUGUUACUGUAGUUGACUACCAUAAAAGUACCAACCAAUUCGAUGUCAAGCGUGUUGGAGUAACCAAUCAUCUAGGUAGCGGUGAGUUCAUAGUUAGCGAUACACAACUACGCUAG